This is a messenger RNA of Ochotona princeps (American pika), 2970 nucleotides long. It is a transcript of the gene SAFB, whose product is annotated as scaffold attachment factor B. The record is from RefSeq and is a predicted model, not a curated record. Gene Ontology annotation, molecular function: RNA binding; sequence-specific DNA binding. Gene Ontology annotation, cellular component: nucleus. Lineage: Eukaryota; Metazoa; Chordata; Mammalia; Lagomorpha; Ochotonidae. The transcript is spliced from 21 exons. Gene Ontology annotation, biological process: regulation of transcription by RNA polymerase II; regulation of mRNA processing. Bases 179 to 2962 code for a protein of 927 amino acids.
GCGUCGGGCGCGCGCCGCCGGCGCCUGCGCACAAGGCCGGCGCGUCGGGCGGCUGGAGCGGUUCCCUCUCAGGCGGCGCCAUUUUGUGUCUAGAAGCCGAGCUCAGAAAAAAAAAAAAAUAAACAAGCCCCGGGCCGGUUCUGUGGGGGAAGUGGACAGCCGAGCCAGGGUUCCUGGAAUGGCGGAGACUCUGUCGGGCCUGGGAGAUUCGAGUGCGGCGGGGACGGCGGCUCUGAGUUCCGCGUCGUCGGAAACCGAGACGCGUCGCCUGAGCGACUUGCGGGUGAUCGACCUGCGGGCGGAGCUGAGGAAACGGAACCUGGAUUCGAGCGGCAACAAGAGCGUUCUCAUGGACCGGCUGAAGAAGGCCAUCGAGGAUGAAGGUGGGAAUCCGGACGAGAUUGAAAUCCCCUCGGAAGGAAAUAAGAAGGCUUCCAAGAGGUCUAGCAAAGGGAGGAAACCGGAAGAUGAGGGAGUGGAGGACAAUGGGCUCGAGGAGAAUUCUGGGGAUGGACAGGAGGAUGUGGAGACCAGCUUGGAGAACCUGCAGGACAUUGACAUGAUGGACAUCAGCGUGCUGGACGAGGCCGAGAUCGACAGUGGGAGCGUGGCGGACGGCAUGGAGGAGGACGACGCCGACCCCCUCCGGGAGGCCCUGUGUGACGGCAGAGAGCUGGCGGAGGCGGAGCUGCUGCCCGAGCCCGCUGUGGAGGACAAGGAGGUUGUAAACAAUGUGGAUACGUCAUCGUCUGACUUCACUAUAUUACAGGAAAUUGAAGAGCCAUCCCUGGAGCCAGAAAAUGAGAAAAUACUCGACAUUUUGGGGGAAACUUGUAAAUCUGAGCCAGUAAAAGAAGAAGGUUCCGAGCUGGAGCAGCCAUUUGCACAGGAAACAAGUAGCGUGGGGCCAGACAGGAAGCUUGCGGAGGAAGAGGACCUUUUUGACAGCGCUCAUGCUCAUGCUCAUCCGGAGGAGGAGGAGGAGGCAUUGGAGGAGGAGGAGGAGGAAGAGGGAGAUUUAGAUUUGGCCAGCGAGUCAACACGAGCUCAGUGGAGCGAGGCAGAGCCCCGGUUAGCCGCGGGGAGGGAGCCCGUGGAGCAGACAGGCGGAGGAGGCGCCAGGACGGACUGUGAGCCUGUAGGGCUAGCGAAGCCAGUUGGGCAGAGUAGCGCGGCGGCCGCCGAGCCCGCGGAGCCCUCUAGCCAGGAGGUCGCGGAGGCGCCCACGGAAGCCCCAAGCCCAGAGCCCAGAGAUAGCAAAGAAGACGUGAAGAAGUUUGCUUUUGAAGCUUGUAAUGAAGUCCCUCCGGCUCCUAACGAGUCCUCAACCAGUGAGGGCGCUGAUCAGAACAUGAGCUCUGUGCACGAGGACUCGGAAACGAAGCGGCUGUCCAGAGAGGAGAAGGGUCGCAGCAGUUGUGGCCGGAAUUUCUGGGUUAGCGGGCUGUCGUCUACGACCAGAGCUACAGACCUGAAGAACCUCUUCAGCAAGUACGGGAAGGUGGUGGGCGCCAAGGUGGUGACAAAUGCCCGGAGUCCUGGAGCCCGCUGCUACGGAUUUGUCACUAUGUCCACAGCAGAGGAGGCGACCAAGUGUGUCAACCACCUGCACAAAACAGAGCUUCAUGGGAAGAUGAUCUCCGUGGAGAAGGCCAAAAAUGAACCCACUGGGAAGAAAACCUCUGACAAAAGGGACAGUGAGGGGAAGAAGGAGAAGUCGAGCAACAGUGACAGGGCUGCCAAUGUGCGGAGGGACGAGAAAGCCGACAGGAAGGAGGAGGCCCGCAGGAGUGAGGAUGGGCCUGGCGACAAGAGUAAGGACCCAGACGAGCAGAAGCCGGGGCCCUCGGACCCAUCCCGGGCUGCCAAGUCAGGGAGCCGCGGCACCGAGCGAACUGUGGUCAUGGACAAGUCGAAAGGAGUGCCCGUGAUCAGCGUCAAGAUGUCAGCGUCCAAAGAGCGAGCCUCCAAAAGCCAAGACCGCAAGUCAGCCAGCAGGGAGAAGCGGUCCACCGUGUCCUUCGACAAGGUCAAGGAGUCUCGCAAGUCCAGGGACUCAGAGUCCCGCAGGGAGCGCGAGCGCAGUGAGCGGGAGCAGCGCCUGCAGGCUCAGUGGGAGCGCGAGGAGCGCGAGCGGCUCGAGUUCGCCCGCGAGCGGCUGGCCUUCCACCGGCACCGGCUGGAGCGGGAGCGCAUGGAGCGGGAGCGGCUGGAGCGCGAGCGCAUGCACGUGGAACAGGAGCGCCGGCGUGAGCAGGAGCGCAUCCACCGGGAGCGGGAGGAGCUGCGGCGGCAGCAGGAGCUGCGCUACGAGCAGGAGCGAAGGCCGGCCGGGCGGCGGCCCUACGACCUGGACGGCAGGCGUGACGACACCUACUGGCCGGAAGCCAAACGGGCUGCGCUGGACGAGCGCUACCACUCAGACUUCAACCGGCAGGACCGUUUCCAUGACUUUGACCACAGGGACCGGGGCCGCUACCCCAACCACUCGGUGGACAGGAGAGAAGGUUCGCGAUCCAUGAUGGGAGAACGAGAAGGCCAGCAUUACCCCGAGCGCCACGGAGGACCCGAGCGCCACGGCCGAGACUCCCGUGACGGCUGGGGCUACGGCUCAGACAAGAGGAUGAGCGAGGGCCGGGGACUGCCCCCGCCCCCAAGGGGCAGACGUGAGUGGGGGGACCACAGCCGGCGGCUGGAGGAUGAGCGGGCAUGGCAGGGUGCCCCCGACGGUGGCAUGGUGGACCGGGAUCACAAGCGGUGGCAAGGUGGAGAGAGAAGCAUGUCGGGCCACUCGGGGCCAGGCCACGUGAUGAGCCGGGGAGGCCUGUCAGGGCGGGGCAGCUUUGCGCCUGGUGGGGCCUCCCGCGGCCACGUGAUCCCGCGCGGUGGCAUGCAAGGUGGCUUCGGAGGACAGAGCCGGGGGAGCCGUCCCAGCGACGCCCGCUUCACCCGCCGCUACUGAGCCCCCGG